GACUUCGAUACCUUUCCGAUUUCUACGAAGCUUUUCUCCAAGAAAAAUAACUCACCAAAUUCUCUCUCUAUUUCGUUUUAUCGAAUAUUAAUAUAAUUAUCUCGUAUUCCAAGUUUAUUCCUCUUUCUAAUUCCAGUUUAGAUCCUUGUAAUUUCUCGUACAAACCGUACGUAUAUCUCUAUGUUACCAUCCCAUAUUUGAUCCCCUUAUAUAUAUAACUGUCAGUCAGUCUAAUCUAACAAUAGUUCGUGUGGGUAUUUUUAUAGAGAAUUCAUAGGAUGGUUUCUUUCAAAAAACCAAGUGAGUUUAGAGAAAAAAUGCAGAAAUGUCAAGAGUAUAUUGGAGCUUUAGAUGAAGAACUUAAAAAGAUUCGAGUAUUCGAACGCGAGCUUCCGCUUUGUCUUGAACUUGUUUCGCAAGCUAUUGAAAGAUGCAAACAACAAAUGUCGGAGACGACGAUGAUCACCGAGCCUUUCAAUGGUCAAUCUGAUCAUUAUUUUUGUGAUCAAACAUCAAGUGAGUAUCCAGUUUUGGAAGAGUUUAUUCCCAUGAAGUCAACUUCAUCUACAAAUGAAGAUAUUGAUGAUCAGGAGCAACAAAAGCAGCAGUUAUCCAAUGAAUUAUUUACUGGUAGCAAAGACUGGCUUGCAUCUGCUCAACUCUCAAUUCAAGCCCCAGAUCCAAUAUAUGAAGAGGACUUGUUUAUGAAGAAGUUGACUAUGGAUGAACAAAGGAAUGGGUGUGACAGUUUUCAUACUUUUGAGAAGAAAAAGAUAUCCAUCAGUUCGUCGUCAGACACAGAUGGCGGUGGGGGUGGCGGCAACGACGGUGGAGAUAAAGGAAGGUCUAAUAAGAAAGAAAGGAGGUGUUGGUCUCCAGAGUUGCACCGAAGGUUCCUCCAUGCUCUUCAACAACUUGGUGGUGCUCACGUUGCUACACCAAAACAAAUUAGGGAAAUAAUGAAGGUCAAUGGGCUGACAAAUGAUGAAAUAAAAAGUCACUUACAGAAAUAUCGUUUGCAUACAAGAAGGUUGAAUCCUACAAUUGAAAACGUCGACACACAUACUCCCCAGCUAGCGGUGGUUGGCCGAAUAUGGAUGCCACCACAAGGGUAUACCCCCAAUGCCUCUUCGUCUCCGCUAACAAAUGGUGUCAAUAGUUCAAAGGUGGUAUAUGCUCCAAUAGCUUCUCUACCGCCGUCUAUAAUCGCAUCUUCAUACAAAACAAAACAACGCAUUUAAGCAGGAGCCCUAUUUAGAUGAGAAAUGUACGUAGCAAUAGUUGUCGCAGAUCACAACCUAUCUUCUCACCAAGUCACCAGAUUGAUUUCGGGGUUUCUUAGCUACCACACCGGCUACAUGUUUGUUAUAUAGAGUAAUGUGAUUUUUUUGUGAAAGAUUCUUGGGUAUAAGGCUACUCUUAAUGUUUGUUUCAUCACUAUCAUUUUUUCCUUUUCUAUCUAUUAGAUUUUUUUAACGUCUAAGACCUUAACAAUUUCUUAUGUUUAUAGUUAUAGGUGUGAGAGUGUACAUGACAAAAUGUAAUGAAGUCUUGGAAUGUUGCAUGACAAAUAUUAGUUUUACAAUUUGUACUUUUUCACUUAUUGAGAUUUAUGUUUCUCUUA
Molecule: messenger RNA, 1624 nt
Organism: Helianthus annuus (common sunflower)
Lineage: Eukaryota; Viridiplantae; Streptophyta; Magnoliopsida; Asterales; Asteraceae
Product: transcription factor HHO3-like
Exons: 5
Coding region: 279-1241 (320 amino acids)
Biological process (GO): regulation of DNA-templated transcription
Molecular function (GO): DNA binding; DNA-binding transcription factor activity
Source: RefSeq, a predicted model, not a curated record